Lutra lutra (Eurasian river otter) is the source of this 3867-nucleotide messenger RNA. It is a transcript of the gene NEK5, whose product is annotated as NIMA related kinase 5. Gene Ontology annotation, biological process: protein phosphorylation. NCBI's taxonomy places the organism in Eukaryota, Metazoa, Chordata, Mammalia, Carnivora, Mustelidae. The transcript is spliced from 24 exons. The record is from RefSeq and is a predicted model, not a curated record. Gene Ontology annotation, molecular function: ATP binding; protein kinase activity. Bases 95 to 2665 code for a protein of 856 amino acids.
GAAGCGCAGCGGCGAGGAGAACCCAGAUUCCCCCUCAAGGAAGCUUCCCGCCCGGCGGAGCGGGCUCAACAGGAACCACCGUGCAUUGAUUACCAUGGAUAAUUAUGAUGUGAUUAAGGUCAUUGGGGAAGGUGCCUUCGGGAAAGCAUUCUUGGCUAACGGGAAAUCAGAUGGCAAGUACUGUGUUAUUAAAGAGAUCGAUUUUGCGAAGAUGCCCAACCAAGAAAAAGAAGCUUCAAAGAAAGAAGUAAUUCUUCUGGCCAGAAUGAAGCAUCCCAACAUUGUAACCUUCUUCAGUUCGUUUCAAGAGAACAACAGGUUGUUCAUUGUGAUGGAGUACUGUGACGGAGGGGAUCUCAUGAGAAGGAUCCAUAGACAACGGGGAGUGUUAUUUAGUGAAGAUCAGAUUCUGAGUUGGUUUGUACAGAUUUCUCUAGGACUAAAAUAUAUUCAUGACAGGAAGAUCUUACAUAGAGACAUAAAAGCUCAGAACAUUUUUCUUAGCAAGAGUGGAAUGGUUGCAAAGCUUGGGGACUUUGGUAUAGCAAGAGUUCUGAACAAUUCCAUGGAACUCGCUAGAACUUGUGUUGGAACGCCAUACUACCUAUCCCCAGAGAUCUGUCAGAAUAAACCCUACAACAAUAAAACGGAUAUUUGGUCUCUUGGCUGUGUCUUAUAUGAGCUUUGCUCACUCAAGCAUCCUUUUGAGGGUCACAACUUACACCAGUUGGUUCUGAAGAUUUGUCAAGCGCAUUUUGCCCCAAUACCCACAACGUUCUCCUGUGACCUGCAAGCCUUGAUAUCUCAACUCUUUGAAGUAUCUCCCCGAGAUCGGCCGUCUAUUAAUUCCAUUUUGAAAAGGCCCUUUUUAGAGAACCUUAUUGCCAAAUACUUGACUCCUGAGGUCAUUCGGGAGGACUUUAGCCACAGCCUCACACAUAAAGCAAGACGGUUGGCUUCUCAACCUGCACGGAAGGAGGUCCAAGAUUCUAUGAUACAGAAAGCAAGAUUCCAGGGAAAGUGUCUACCAAGAUCAAGGCUAUCAGAGCCAUUUAAAAGGAAGGAGAUAUUGUAUAGAAAUGAAAAGAGACCCCCAGCUGGAGCUCAGAAGCCUGUAUCUAUAAAAAUGGUAGAAAGGCCCAAAUUUGCUGCAAUGCGUGGACAUUAUGACUAUUAUUAUGCCCAACUUGAUGUGUUGAAGAAGAGAGUGCACAAACCAAUUUACCACUGUGUUCCUCAAAAAGAUUCUGGAGUUGAGGAGAAUUAUAAUCAGGAAGAAAACCAUAGUCCGUCACCAGGUCAAUGGCCUGUGGAAUACCUUCAGAGGAAAUGUGAAGCCCAACAAUAUAAGCUGAAAGUGGAAAAGCAGUUGGGUCUCCGUCCAUCUUCUCCUGAGCCGAAUCACCACCGAAGACAAAAGCGAAGAAAUGAUGGAGAAGAGCCUCGAUUCCAGGAGCUGCAGAUCAGGAGAAACGAAGUGAAGGAACAGGAAUAUUGGAAGCAGUUAGAGGAAAUACGCCAACAGUACCACAACGACAUGAAGGAAAUUAGAAAGAAGAUGGGGAGUGAACUGGAGGAGGACUCAAAAAUAAGUCAUAAUACCUAUUUAGUGAAGAAAAGCGACCUGCCCAUCCACCAAGAGGCGCCUGAGGAAGGAGCUUGUAUGCAGGACAUUGAAAGAGACUUGAAACAAAUGAGAGUUCAGAACAUAAAGGAAAGUUUAGUUCUAGAACAAAACUGUAAAGCUAAGAGAGGGGUGAAGUUUGAAAUUAGUUUAAACCAAUGUAUUUCUGAUGAAAACACCCUCCAAGAGGAAGAGGCAAUGGAUGUGUGCAAUAAAACUGUGACCUUUGACGAUGGCAUGAAGCUUAAGGAAUAUAAAUGUGUGAAGGAGUAUGAAGAGUAUACAGACAAAGCAUUUGAAGAACUCUGUGGCCCAGAAGCAGAGUUGUUCAUUCAAGACCCUGGCGCUGCUGCAGAGAGCAGGAGACGGUGGGAUGCACAAGCUCCUCAGACUCUGCUGGAGAUGAUGACAGCGGGUGACGUACCCUCCACCUGCUCCACUGGGCCUGAGGGUGGCCAAGGGAUGGUGACCUCAGGCAUUCCAGAAAACAGGAGACGGUGGCGGCAUGAAGCGCCUGGAGCUUUAAUGAGCGCUUGGGCUGCAGCACGUCUGACAAGUAGCUCGUUUUCUGCCCACGAAGGCGAAUGGGUGGGAACAUUAGAACAAAGGCUUCCUAAAGAAGAUGAGGGGAAUAUGGAAAUGGCCUCUGGCAUUGAAGUAGAUGAGGAACAACCAAGAUCUGACGAUGAUGAUACGCACACAAUUCCCCUUCUAGAAUCAACCAAUCGGAUAUGCCUCCUUUGUACAUUUCUCCUGAGGAAUUCCAUUAAACUAAAUUUUGAAGAAUCUGAAGAUGAGUUGAGAAAUGAAGUAGUAGAAUCUCUGGGAAAACCUGCUCCUUCCAAAGAGGAAGAAAAAAUAGAAGAGACUCCUGGUUUCUCUAAGGGUGCUGAAAAAUUAGGAGGAGAGAAGAUAAGCACCCAGAAAUAUACAGAAUUAAAUGAAGAUUUAGAGAAUAUUUCUACUCAAGCUGACGACAAAGUAUGCAUUGCAGGAGAAAACCAAGAAACAUCAACAACCCAUCAAAAUAUACAAGUGUGAUUAUUGCAGUUUUUCUUAAGUGAUAAGUUAGUAUCUAUUAACUGUAGUAUCUGGUUGGGUCCAAGUCAUAAACAUUCAUUUUGUAAGAGUUUUCUAAUAAUCCCAGGGAUUUAUUGUUUUUUUUUUAAUUGGGUUAUAUUAGUUAGCAUACAGUACAUCACUAGUUUUUGAUGUAGUAGUGUUCCAUGAUUCAUUGUUUGCCUAUAACACCCUGUACUCCAUGCAAUCUGUGCCCUCGAUACCCAUCACUAGGCUAGACCUUGAGACUGACCAAUUUGAGUGUAGAAAUUAAUAUUUUACUUUAAAAUUUCUAUCAGGAAAUCUUUGGGAAAAUAUAUGUGGUAGGCAGACAGAGUAAUGUGUCUCUCUUCCUGCCACCCUCCCUCCCAGUACACCCAACAAUGUGAAUAUAUUGUUACAUGGCAAAGGGGAAUUAAAGUUGCAGGUAAAAUUAAGGCUGCUAAUCAGAUGACCUUCAAAGAGGGGAAGGCUUUUCUUUCACUAUCCAGGUGGAUCCAAUGUAAUCACAGGGCUAUUUAACAGUGGAAGAGGGAGGCAAAGAGAGAACAGGAAGAUGUCAGUGAGAGAGGGGCUCAGCCUGGUGCUGCUAGCUUGAAGACGGAGGAAGGGGCCAGAGGCCAAGGAAUCCAAGCAGCUUCCAGAAGCUGGGAAAGGCCAGGCGAUAGACUUUCCCCAGAAGUCUGCAGAAGGAACACAGUCUUGCUGACAUCUUGAAUUUAGCUCUAUGAAAUCCACUUUAGACUGCUGCCCUGCAGAACUGUAAGAUAAUAAAUGUGUGUUGUUUUAACUAAGUUUGCUAAUUUGUUAAGACAAGGAAAGAAAACCAAUACAGUGUACAAAGUAAUUCACUUAGAAUAAUGAAUGUACCAUUUUAGAAAACCAUGACACUGAAAUUUCUUAACUUCUAUUAAAUACUUUUUUGAAGCAGGUGUUGACUCUUAAGGGAGUAGGUUAACUGAGCACAGAGGAUCAAGGCAUGUCAUGUUAAUUAUGCACCAAAUAAUCAUCUUACUAUGUUUUAUUGAAUUAAUUUCUAACAGCUUCAAAUGUGUAGAUUAUAAAUUACUUAAGGUCAGGGACUCUACCUGGUCGUUGUAUCUUAUGCUGGUCUUUUUACAUAUGGGGCUUAGCAGAGUGCCACAUUAUAACAAUCCCAGUAUUGAACAUGUGCCUGGGGCUUA